AUGAAAAGCACUAUCCUACUAUCUGCCUUCUCUCUGGCCUCUCUAGGCUCUGCUGCAGCGCAUGGAGGUCAUGGUUUCGGGCUUCAACGUCACCAGGCUGUUCAAAGUAGCAAGUCCAGUACAGUCACUGUCAAGACAUCGACCAAAGCCGCAACAACUACUCUCAAGACCUCUUCAAAGCCAGCCAGCAGCUCAUCGAAGGUGAGCUCAAAGUCCUCUUCGAAAGCUAGCUCGUCCUCGAAAGUCAGCUCAAAGUCUUCAUCCAAGGUCUCUUCCUCCACCAAAGCCGCUAGCAGCUCGACCAAGCCAGUCUCUAAGACCUCUUCUUCGACCAAGGUAGUUUCUACCAAGUCAGCAACUCCAUCCUCAUCAACCAUGAGCCUUGCCUUUAAAGCUGGACUUUCAGGCUACCCCGGCAUCGAGACUCUCGACCUCUUCAACCAACAAUGGGUCCCCUACAUCUCAUGGUACAGCAACUACGAACCAGUUGCCCCCAAUAUCAACGCCUCAACCCACACAGUAGUUGGUGCACCCAUGCUCUGGGGUAAGGGCGACCAAUGCCUGACCAACAACCCCGACGGGCCCGUCGACAAAUGGCGCCUCGGCAACUUUACCGAAUAUGUAACAAGCGGCGAAACGCACCCUGACGUAUUCUUUGGCUUCUACGAGCCAGACUGCGAUUGUCCUUCUUCCAGCCACAUCACAGACGUUUCCGUUGGCGUGCAGAAAUGGAAUGAGCUUAUCAAGCCUCUGCGCAACCGCGGUAUCGCACUGGGCUCACCACCAAUGUGCACUCAACUCGAUCAAUCCUGGCUCACAAACUUUGCUGCUCAAGGCGUUACUUGGGACAUCACCAGCAUCCACGUCAACAAGCCCACUGUAGCUGAGGGCAUCAAAGUCGUUGAAUACUACGUCAGCAAGUUCGGCAAGCCAGUCUGGGUCAGCGAGUUCACCUGCGUCAACGACCAAAACUGGAGUUCGUGUGGUGACCAAAGUACCGUCAAUGCUUUCAUCGAUGGUAUGGUCAAGUACUUCGAAGGGAACGACAUGGUUAUUGCCUAUGGAGCCAACAACGGUGAGGGUGUUCCUGGUGUGUGGAACUUGAUGACUAGUUCGUGGCCGCCGCAGUUGACUGCCACCGGUCAGCAUUACCAGUCUGUUCUCAAGGCACUUGCCAGCCAGAACACAAAGUGUUAG
Aureobasidium namibiae CBS 147.97 is the source of this 1197-nucleotide messenger RNA. RefSeq lists its product as uncharacterized. NCBI's taxonomy places the organism in Eukaryota, Fungi, Ascomycota, Dothideomycetes, Dothideales, Saccotheciaceae. The record is from RefSeq and is a predicted model, not a curated record. Gene Ontology annotation, cellular component: fungal-type cell wall. The transcript has a single exon. Gene Ontology annotation, biological process: fungal-type cell wall polysaccharide metabolic process. Bases 1 to 1197 code for a protein of 398 amino acids.